Messenger RNA from Stegostoma tigrinum, 4111 nucleotides. RefSeq names its product solute carrier family 20 member 2 (gene slc20a2). The coding region runs from base 954 to 2930 and encodes 658 amino acids. The record is from RefSeq and is a predicted model, not a curated record. Gene Ontology annotation, biological process: phosphate ion transmembrane transport. Gene Ontology annotation, molecular function: phosphate transmembrane transporter activity. Gene Ontology annotation, cellular component: membrane. The transcript has 13 exons. Lineage: Eukaryota; Metazoa; Chordata; Chondrichthyes; Orectolobiformes; Stegostomatidae.
ACACCGUAAGGCUGGAGCAGCGCCCAGGCUCAGCGACUGGCAUCUGCACAUGCAACCCAUGCGUGUUGGGGGUAUGCCAAAGACCUCCCACGGCCCCCCUCUGCUCCCGUUUUGCUGUCAUGUGUGGUGGCACCAGGUGACCCUCCCAACGUUCGCAUUAUAAAAGUGCAGCGCUACGUUCUCAGACUCUACCAGCAGCUGUGCUGUCAGGUUAAAAAAAAAUCUGUUUCGGAAAGGGCUAAGGGACUGAGCACAGUAUAAAUCUGGACGGGUGUAUCUUGUCCUCAAAGUAGCUGGCUGCAGACUGCGUAAGCGUUUGAGGAGGAGAUUUUCAAAUCGUCAGUACAGAAUUGCUUCAAGAAGGAACUAGUGUCUGAUAUUGAAAUUGAUUGCUCAGCUUAGUCCCGGGCUUGGGACUGUCCUGACUGGCCCAGUACCAAGUGGAGGGGCAUCCUGAGGAAAAGACAUUAUAUCCAAAGUUUGGCGAUACCCCAGAAAUGUCUGAAGUUCUUUCUCUACAUUGGCUUGUGCCCAAGAUAGAAAUAAUGGUUGUUUGUGGUCCUGAAUAAUGAUCGUUUGAAGGCUGCCAUGUGAAAAGCAACGAGGCUAAUUGACUACUUAACACCCAUGUUGUAAUCAAGCUCAAAGUGCAGGAGGUGACCAUCUCUGCCUGCCAAACUGGACACUUAACUAUGGAAUGCAUUCACUUGAUUAUCCCAAGCCUAAAGAACUCUAUUAACACUACGCAGAGAAGCAUUAGUUAGCAGUGAGACAUCUCUGAAUACUACUAAGCACUUUUCCAAAAGAAGAAAACUGUUUACAGAAGCCUGGCCUGUGUGUUUGAGUGAGAGCGCACGUGUGUGUGUGUGUGUGUGUGUGUGUGUGUGUCUGUUUCUUCAUUUUCCUUUUCUGUGCACAUACUUGGUGGGGGGUGUGGGGAAGAAAUCCCAAAAAUGGUGCUGGAGAAUUACUUGUGGAUGGUGAUAGUGGGCUUUAUAAUAGCCUUUAUCCUCGCUUUCUCUGUGGGUGCGAAUGAUGUGGCCAAUUCGUUUGGUACUGCUGUGGGCUCUGGUGUUGUGACACUUCGCCAAGCCUGCAUCCUGGCUUCCAUUUUUGAAACAACCGGAUCUGUACUGCUGGGAGCGAAGGUUGGAGAAACUAUCCGGAAAGGGAUCAUUGAUGUUAAUCUAUACAAUGGGAGUGAGCAUGUGCUCAUGGCUGGCGAAGUCAGUGCAAUGGUUGGUUCUGCUAUCUGGCAGCUGAUUGCUUCAUUUUUAAAGCUUCCAAUAUCAGGCACUCACUGCAUAGUUGGAGCUACCAUUGGUUUCUCACUAGUUUCAUUUGGUGCUCAUAGUGUUCGUUGGAUUCAGCUCAUCAAGAUAGUUGCCUCCUGGUUCAUAUCCCCGCUUCUUUCUGGGGCCAUGUCUGGCCUACUCUUCGUCUUAAUUCGAUUUUUCAUCUUGAAAAAGGAUGAUCCAGUGCCGAAUGGCCUACGUGCACUCCCACUGUUUUAUGCUGCUACUGUAGGGAUCAAUACCUUCUCAAUUUUAUUCACAGGAGCUCCAUUGUUAGGGUUGGACGGUCUCCCAUUCUGGGCAAUAAUAGUGAUCACCCUUGGUGGAGCGCUGCUGUGUGCAAUCAUUGUGUGGUUGUUGGUAUGCCCUUGGAUGAAGAGGAAAAUAGAAAGUAAACUGAAACAAAACGUGCUGUCCAGGAUAUCAGACGAAAGCCUUGAUAAGAGCCAAGACGAAGACACAUCGGUAUUUAAAGAGCUGCCAGGCACAAAGGUUGGGGAUGAGUCAGUGCUGCCUCUAACAGGUGAUAUCUGUGAGGAUGCUGGAGGAAUCCCAGAUAGCCAUGUUGUUGCUGGAUCAACUGGAGUUUCAAAUGGUAGAGCAGCAUCUCUCUCAAAUGGCAGCCUGAAAUCCCCAUUUUCAAACGGUGCAUUUAAUUUUGAAGGGCACACAAGGAGUGAUGGUCACGUGUACCAUACCGUGCACAAAGACUCUGGCCUGUACAAAGAUCUAUUGCACAGAAUACACUUGGACAAGGUUACUGAUGACCGGCCGCAGCCUGAAAAUUCCUACAGGCUUCUCCGUCGCAACAACAGCUACACGUGUUACACUGCUGCUAUCUGCGGUAUGCCUGUCCAGCCAACUUUCAAGUCCUCUGACUUUGUGGGCACGGAAGACAGUGAGAAGCUCGUGGGUGAAAUGGCCUCCUACUCUAAGAAGCGGCUACGCUACGACAGCUAUUCCAGCUACUGCAAUGCAGUGGCUGAAGCUGAGAUUGAGGCAGAGGAAGGUGGGGUGGAGUUGAAGCUUGCCAGUGAGCUGAGUGACCCUUUACCACCGCCGCCACCGCCACCACCAGAAAACGCCAUAGAUGAAGACAAAGAGGAAGAGGAGAAGCCUCAAGUCCAUCUGCUCUUUCAUUUCCUGCAGAUCCUCACUGCUUGCUUUGGGUCAUUUGCACAUGGUGGCAAUGAUGUUAGCAAUGCAAUUGGUCCCCUUGUUGCUCUUUGGCUGAUCUACCAAGAAGGAGCUGUGCUGCAGAAUGCCGCUACACCAGUAUGGUUGCUGCUAUAUGGAGGCUUGGGCAUCUGUGCUGGCCUCUGGGUCUGGGGGAGGCGAGUCAUUCAAACGCUGGGCAAAGACCUCACUCCAAUCACACCAUCAAGUGGAUUCACUAUUGAAUUGGCUUCGGCGUUCACAGUUGUGGUUGCUUCCAAUGUUGGACUUCCAAUCAGUACCACACACUGCAAGGUUGGAUCUGUGGUGGCUGUGGGAUGGAUCCGAUCACGCAAAGCUGUGGACUGGCACCUAUUUCGUAAUAUUUUCCUGGCCUGGUUUGUGACAGUCCCAGUCUCUGGUCUCUUUAGUGCAGCUGUUAUGGCAUUGUUUGUGUAUGGAAUACUGCCAUACAUUUAAUUUUUAUGUUCAAAUUUUAUUGUGAUUUUAAACUAUUUCUAACCAGCAGUGUGAGAUGUCCUUUUUCUUCCUUUCUGCCCACUUCUGCUCUGUGCCCCACCCCUACCCUCAAGAGGUGGUUUAUUCCUUUUUAUCCUUUUUUUUGUCAAGCGGAAUUAAACAGCUCUGAACUAAUUUGCUUUUCAUCACAUGCUGUAAAUAACACUACAAGUGCUCACUUGGUAGCAUGUAACAGCAAAGACCUGUCACAGUGUAUCUUUGUACAAGUGAGUGACGCUGCCCCAAUUGUGGUGUUUGUGGAAUGGAUGGUACUGCUUGAACAACUCGCUCCCUUUCAUAGACUGGUGUGUGUGUGUGUGUGUGUGUGUGUGUGUGUGUGCGCGUGUGUGUGAAGACGCUGUAUAUAUUGUAUUAUUGCACUCUAGAAAGUUUUGUUUUGUAUGGAUCUAGGGGAUAAAAAGAAUUUAAAAGAAAGAAAUAUAUAUGUGUAUAUAUAUAUAUAAUGCCAUGGUUUACCAAAAUCAUCCUUCUGAUGCAAAACGAGGUAUAAAAACCCCUACUCUUAAGUAAUUCAAGUUUUAUUUUUUAAAUUAAGGCACUGUUACUUGUAACAGGGCCUAGUCCCAAUUUGCCCUGCGUGCUACAAACGCCAUAAUGCGAAUCGAGAAAGGUUCAUUGUAUUGGGUUUCAUUGAAACUUGAUGUUAUAAUUAUAAAUUUGACACUUGUAUUAUAUUGUAAUUUCUAUUGUAAAUACUUUCUAAAGAGAUCUAGGUUUUGUUUCUUUUUAAAUGGGGACACAUUUCACUCACUCAUUUUAGACUUAAAAAAAAAAGUUGAAUGUACCAAAGAUUCAAGAAUAAAGAUUUGACAGUGUUUCCACUUUUGGUUUUAUUGAAAUGCCUUUUUGUAAUUCAGGAUCCUUCUCCAGCUCUUUGCCCUCUAUGAUGUAGAGGUGCUGUGUUGGUGUUGGACUGAGGUGGACAAGGUCAAAAACCACGACGCCAGGUUAUAAUCCAACAGUUUGAUUUGAAAUCACAAGCUUCUGGAGUGUAGCCCCUUUGUCAGGUGAAGUUUUCACCUGAUGAAGAGGCUACUCUCUGAAAGAAAUAAUGGGAACUGCAGAUGCAGGAGAAUCCAAGAUAACAAAGUGUGGAGCUGGACGAACACAGCAGGCCAAGC